Diospyros lotus (date-plum) is the source of this 707-nucleotide messenger RNA. RefSeq lists its product as uncharacterized. The record is from RefSeq and is a predicted model, not a curated record. The transcript has a single exon. Lineage: Eukaryota; Viridiplantae; Streptophyta; Magnoliopsida; Ericales; Ebenaceae. The coding region runs from base 152 to 526 and encodes 124 amino acids.
AUAAGGUCUUCCCCCUCACAAAUAAAGACCCCCCAAACAUCAGCCACCUCCUCUUCUUGCUUAGUUCACAAAGAGAAGAUGCAGAAAUCAUGUAGAAACCAAUCAUUCUGCCAAGCUUAGAGAGAAACUCUUAUUCUUGUUUUCAUCAGAUAUGGAGAUUGAAUUGGUCAAGUGUGAGUGCUGUGGGCUGAAAGAGGACUGCACUCAAGACUACAUCAGUGAGGUGAAGGCCAAGUUUGAAGGGAAAUGGCUAUGCGGGCUGUGCUCAGAAGCAGUGAGAGAUGAAGUUAUCAGAGGGAAGAAGCCAUUUGGGAUGGAAGAAGCUGUCAAGGCUCACAUGUCCUUCUGCCGGAAAUAUAAAUCAAAUCCUGCGAUUCGAGUUGCCGACGGGAUGAGGCAGCUGCUGAGGAGAAGAUCAUUGGAUGCCUCGUCAUCUUCUAAUUCCUCGUCUCCUUCCAAGAAGUACACUGCAAAAUCAGCUUCCACUUCACAAGUGGGAGAUGAAUCAUCUUUCUCCCAUUACUAGCUGAUCAUCAGAAGAAUUAAGGUCUUUUAGCAGCCUUCCAUGGCUGAAUAAUCUCGUCUUGUCAUGUAAAGGGUGGUUUUGUUUCAAUGGAGGCUUCUUCCUAGUUUUGUUCUUCCUUCAAUUCUCUGACUGAUAUGUUUUUCUUUUUGGUUUUAAUUUCUUCCUUCACUCUCUACAGAGA